Messenger RNA from Klebsormidium nitens, 1428 nucleotides. Lineage: Eukaryota; Viridiplantae; Streptophyta; Klebsormidiophyceae; Klebsormidiales; Klebsormidiaceae. The record is from the annotation of a GenBank genome assembly.
GGAUGAAUUCGCAGACUCUGCUCUGAGUCUGAGAGUUCAGCUUCUGUCUGGUGAGAAAUUUAAAUCUUUGGAGCUCCUCCUUCCUCUUCAUAGAUUUCAGGGUAAGACCAGAAUUCAAUGCCCUAAUCCUUUCUGCCCUGAUUGAUCUUCUCGUGGCGCUGCAAUAUACGCUGCGCGAGCUUUUGUCGUAGAUAUUUCUCCAGAGUCGGUGCGGGCAACAGAAGCAACUAACCUCAGCGAUGGAGGAUGAUGAAGUUGCCUCAGGGAGCAUUCCUGCACCUAGCAUCCCUGUCAAGUGGAAAAACAAAAAGUUAGCACGACCGAGUAGUGGUAUGGCUGAGCUCGUCCAGGAGAUGCAAGAGACUCUUCCAGUGGUGGGUAUCUUCCACUGCGGGUUUGUGUGGCUAGAACCUUCUGAAGAUGAGGUGGAACUUCUAGAGAGGGGCGCCUUUGGCAAGCCGCUGCCCCAUGCGGAGAUACUUAGAAGGCAGGCCUAUCCGGAGGAGGUGUUACGGUCCAUCGAACGCCGGUCGUUCAUUGCGCAGCUUGAACUAGAGGAGGCAUUCUUUCUAGCGUACGCCGUGGGCUGGCUCCACAUCAAGGACAGCCAAGGAGUCCGGAUACCUGCUACCGAGCUGUGGCGCCUCUUCCAAGAGUGCCGGCCGACCUUCCUCCCCCUCUACACUGCGUACCACCAUUUUCGGUGUAGUGGCUGGGUGGUCAAGAACGGCGUCCAGUUUGGGGCGGACUGGGUCCUCUACCGGGGGCACCCUGGAGAGAUUCAUUCAGAGUACUGCGUGAUAGUGGCAGCAGAGGGGCUGCCCCCCAGGCUGGACACGUGGGUGGACCUGCACUCAGAAACCAGGCUGUGUCGACAAGUGGUGAAGGGCCUGAUUCAAGUGAACCUUAUCCAAGAUCGGGGGACAGCGAGUGCAGAUCCGACGGAACACUUGGCUAGUUUCUCUAUUGAAGAAAUCCAGAUCAAGCGGUGGCAACCUGAACGGCACAGGGAAGGGCCACAGGAAUGACCAGCAAUGCCUAUAACGAUGGAUAGAGUCCCUGGAGGGAGAUUUGAGGAUGCUUACCGAGGCAAUCAUCAACAAGACGGGAUGAUGCGAGCGUACAACUCUAGUAGUAUUUGUACUUGAACUUGCCGGCUCAGAUUGCCAGCUUGAGCUUGCAGAUGCCAAUGUGUAUGUCGAGGUAAGUAGGAAAAAACCACGCGUUGAAAGUUGAACUAGAGCGUGAGGAGUCGUGCCGAAGCCCCUCCAGAUAGGAUUGCGGAAUAAGCUAGCCUAUAGGUGAAAUCCUAUUAAUGGACAUCUCGAUUGGUGCAUGCACUUCGUGCAACUGUCACGGUAGGUAUCAGACAUCUGUGGCACCAUGCCCAUCAUACGCUGAGUCGAUCAUGCAUGUACAAUUCACGAC